AUGGCACUAGCGCCAAGGGGAGAAGGGCUAGUGGGCUGGUAUAGCAUCCUCGGACACAUCACCAGCGACGUCCUGGUUGUCUCCAUCCAAGCGUUUUCUUCCUUCCUCAUCUUCUCCAUCGAGAGAAUCGCUCGCUUGCUCUUCGGACGGCCCUCCACUGAUUAUUUCGACUUUGUUCCGCAUGCACAGAGGUUUCGGAUCGACCAGCCUGUGUACAAGAACUCGAGAACGUUCGCGGGGAAGCAAGGAGAGAUUGAUGUAGAUGAAAGUCUGAAGUCGUCAACCUAUCCCAUCAAGGCAGAAGAAUUGAUUGAGAGAACCAAAGCUGUCCUCGAAAGCAGUUUCGGAGUCAAGAACCCCGAUCUGAUCGCAGAGGAUUUCAGGUUCGUCGCACCCUAUGUAGGGCCGCUGGGAAAGGAAGAGUUCAUCCGAACUUUUGGCUCGUUCUCGCUCGAGCAGGCUCUUCCCGACCUAAAGGAGAACUACUGGGGUUUCAACGUCGACCCUCUCGAGCCCAACAGGGUCUGGUGGUGGUCCCGCCCAUCGGGGACCCAUACCGGGCCGCUCAUGUUUCCCCCUCCCUCUGUCAUCCCCCCGACUGGUGUCAAGGUGCAGUGGCCGGUCCAGGCUCAGUCCAUGCUCUUCAACGAGCAGGGACAGUGCUACCAGCUCACAGUCGGCUACCCUUGCGACAGGCAGAUAGGAAACACCGGCGGGCUCGGAGCAGUGUUCGGACUGAUGCAUGCUAUCAAGAAGCCCCUCCCCUUCCAGGAGGGGCAGCAGUGGAAGCCGAGUCCGUUGUAUCGCCUGGGUAUGAGGGUGGCAAAAGUGUUGGAACGGUUCGGAUACGGACCAGGGCUGAGCCCCAAGAAGCAGUGACCAAUAGAAUCUUUGUUUGUUAC
This is a messenger RNA of Guillardia theta CCMP2712, 902 nucleotides long. RefSeq lists its product as hypothetical. The coding region runs from base 1 to 879 and encodes 292 amino acids. The record is from RefSeq and is a predicted model, not a curated record. The transcript has 4 exons. NCBI's taxonomy places the organism in Eukaryota, Cryptophyceae, Pyrenomonadales, Geminigeraceae.